AUGGAAAAGCAAAAAUGUAAUGGGGACUGCCGGGCGGGCGAGCAGGGCAAAGCAGAAAUGCAAUGGGUGCCGGGUGGCGCAAAUGGGCAGCAUAAUUUUGCUGGAAUGGAUGACUGGUUUUCUGCUCGAAAUUCGAAUGAGCACCGACAAAAUGCAUUAGGUUGUCAAAGAUACAACUCUGUCGCUGCUAGAAAGCGCUUCGUUAAAGAAACCGGCGUUAGAUGGUCGUGGCAGGGCAUGGAAAAGCAGAAAUGUAAUGGGAUGUUUUGUAUUGAAGUAUCUAGAGAGGAAGUUACAGAAGGAGGAGUAGUAGUUGUAGUAUUAGCAGGAGGAGCAGAAGCACCGGGUACAUUGGUAAUUUAUCCGAUAGCGUUAGCUAAAGAUGCACGAUGUCCAUAG
This is a messenger RNA of Rhizophagus irregularis DAOM 181602=DAOM 197198, 399 nucleotides long. Lineage: Eukaryota; Fungi; Glomeromycota; Glomeromycetes; Glomerales; Glomeraceae. The record is from RefSeq and is a predicted model, not a curated record.